Sclerotinia borealis F-4128 is the source of this 867-nucleotide messenger RNA. The record is from the annotation of a GenBank genome assembly. Lineage: Eukaryota; Fungi; Ascomycota; Leotiomycetes; Helotiales; Sclerotiniaceae.
AUGUCUAGAGUCGCAAAUAAUCGCGAUUGGGCCGACGAUGAGGAUCUUGAGGAUUCCAACGAACUCCCACAGUCAACGACUACUACCAACAAAGAUGGCACGCAAACGAUUGUAACAUGGCGAUUCAACGAUGAUGGAAAGAAGGUCAAGACUACACGCCGCAUCAGAUUCUCGAAAGUGAAGGAAAUUGUUAACCCAAGAGUCGCCGAGAGAAAGUCAUGGGGCAAGUUUGGGUUGUCCCAAAAGGAUGCCGCGGGGCCUGCUGCGGAUACAACCACUGUAGGAGAGAAUAUCAUAUUUCGACCAAGCACGAACUGGAAAAAGGAUGCCAAGGAGGAGGUUUCGGACGCCGGAGCUAUGAAGAAUAAGUUGGAGGGCAAGCAAGUCAAAUGUCGUAUUUGUAGCGGAGAGCAUUUCACAGCCAAGUGUCCCUUCAAGGGCACAAUGGCACCUUUGGGCGAGGAAGGAGCAGUCGAUGUUGCUGCUGGCCACGCCGAUACUCCAGAGGGUCCUGGAGGUCUUGGUACAGGCAAAUCCUCAUACGUACCACCUCAUCUUCGAAAUGGCGGUACCGCUGGCGGUGAAAGAAUGGGCGGUGGCAAGUUUGAGAGAGAUGAUCUGGCUACUCUGCGUGUCACAAACGUCUCAGAAAUGGCUGAGGAACAAGAACUUCGGGACAUGUUUGAGCGUUUCGGCAGAGUCACAAGAGUGUUUUUGGCGAAGGAUAGAGAGACUGGUUUGGCCAAGGGAUUUGCUUUCAUCAGUUUCCAAGAGAGAUCCGAGGCCGGGAAGGCGUGCGAAAAAAUGGAUGGUUAUGGUUUCAAGCAUCUGAUUUUACGAGUCGAGUUCGCGAAAAAGGCUACAUAG